AGGCUGCUUUUCAGCAUGGAGGCGUUGCUUUCAGGCUUAACCGCCUGGUUGCCUAGGGAACCGGGCAGCAGAGACAGACGGGGGUUGGUGAAAAGAAAGCGUUUCCAGGUCAGCUCAAACAUGGAGAGAAGAGCAGAGAGACAAAGAGGAGGUGAUGGGCAGGUUGCAAAGGAAAAUGGCUCGGUGGAAAGGCAGUGGGGGGAGGCAGAGGUGCUUGCUCUCAUGUCACUGUGGGACGAAGUGGGAGCUCAGCACGUAGCAGAGAGCAGAGCCACAUAUGAGUUGAUUUCAGAGCGUCUGAGGAGGCUUAGUGUUGUGCGCAGCUGGUGGGAGUGUCAGGCCAAGUGCAGGAGUCUGGGACUUCAGAGCAGGAAGCCUGAAGAAGCAGGCACAGCAGCUGACUACAGCCCAGGAAGCCCAGGAGUGGAUGGAAGGCCAGUGGAGGGCUGGGAGGAAGAGGAGGUGGAAGGUGUGGGUAAUCAGAGAGGCAUCUACACUUCCUCAGUCACAGUCCCAAUGCAGGAAGGAAUCAAGACCCGAAUCCAUCGUUCUCUUCCAUACACCUCCAACGUGCCAGAAGAAGGGGGACGCCACUGGACAGACGACGAGGUGAGAGCGCUCCUGUGCGUCUGGGCCGACAAGCACGUUCGAGAGCGCCUGAAGUGCACGUUACGGAACAAGUCCAUCUUCCAAGAGAUGUCCCAUCAGAUGCAGAGAAACUUUGGGGUGAUACGUAACUGGAAACAAUGUCGGACAAAAUACAAAAACUUAAAAUAUGACUAUAAGACGGCCAAGAGUGCUCACGCUGCUGCCUCCAGCAGUGCAGGAGGCCCGGGGAAGUACAUGAAAUUCUUUGAUGAAGUGGAAGCCAUACUGCUGGACCGCGGACUGGAGAAGGGGAGUCUGGAGAUGCAGAAGAGGCUGUAUGAUGGAGAAACAGGCCUCCAGGCAGGAGCAGGGACAAUAGCCCACACGUCACAGACAUCAGCCUCAGAAAAUGAGGUUGUAAUAGAAAUUGAUGAUGAUGACAACAGCGAUGAUUAUGAUAUUGAUGGAGACACAGAAGGAAACUGGAAGGGAUCAGACCCAUCCAGCUCUGACCAGUUCCAUGUGGUCACAGUGUCAGACACAGGCCGGAACUGGAGUGACCAGGAAGUGCGAGCCUUGAUUCAGGUCUGGUCUGAUGAGCGUGUGUGCAGGCAGUUGGAAAGUUCGACCAGGAAGAGAGACAUUUUUGUCCAGAUCUCCAACAGGUUAAUGCAGCAAGGCAUUGAGCGGGAUUGGAAACAGUGCCAUACCAAGUACAAAAACCUCAAGUACCUUUACCGCUCUCUUCAGAGGGGCAAGACUGACGAAACUGACCCGAGACGCCUUAUGAGGUUCUACGAUGAAGUGGAUGCUAUUAUGAAUCGCACAAUAAAUGACUCGCCACAUGACACAGCAUGUAUGGACUAUCAUAUGGAUUCAGUCCCUCUUCCCAUGUUGGACAGUGAGGAGAAUGAUCACACAGAUGUGUUUUUAACAAAGACAAACCCUAUGACGACAAUUUCAAGAGCAGUAGGGGAAAGAAUCUGUGGCUCUGAUUCUGUCUCCUCUAUAAACCUUGAGAUUAAACACAACAGUGAAGAACGGAGGAUGCACACAGUCAGAGAGCAUCGCUUGGAUCAGCAAAGGUCGACUGGAAAUCCUGAGAUGAGGACAGAAAAAGAGAAUAUACCUUCCACCAACAGAGGGCUGAAGAGGAAAGCAGAGGAUCCAGACCCUUCACACCAGACAGCAGGGAAAAAAUCUGCAAAAUCAGAAAACUUCACUGAUAAUACGAGGGCUAAGUGUAAAGAAGAGCCGGAUCACAUCCCGAUCAUAACAGUCAAUUCAGUGUGUUCAAUGGCCUCAACUAACCCAUCCCCAGACCCACAGGACUGCGGGCUGUUACACAACGCAAUGGAUUCAACACCAGAGCUGAAGAUCGGCCAAAAGCUAAAUGAGGGAAAGACGAAGCAGAUUUUUGAGCUGGUGGACCAGCCCGGACUGGUUCUGGUCCAGUCCAAAGACCAGAUCACCGCUGGGAAUGCUGUCAGGAAAGACCAGAUGGAGGGAAAGGCUGCCAUCGCCAACAAAACCACGAGCUGCGUGUUCAAGCUGCUGCAGGAAUCUGGCAUUAAGACUGCUUUUGUGAAGCAGCAGUCAGACACAGCCUUCAUUGCUGCCCACUGUGAGAUGAUUCCUAUUGAGUGGGUUUGUCGAAGGGUGGCAACUGGAUCCUUCCUCAAGAGGAACCCAGGAGUCAAAGAAGGCUAUCGCUUUUCUCCCCUGAAGAUGGAGAUGUUCUUUAAAGAUGAUGCCAACAAUGAUCCUCAGUGGUCAGAGGAGCAGAUUCUAGAGGCCAAAUUCAGUCUGGCUGGACUCACUAUCGGUAAAUGUGAGGUGGACAUCAUGAAUCGCAGCACCGUGGCCAUCUUUGAGAUUCUGGAGAAGUCCUGGGCCACUCAGAACUGCACACUGGUGGAUAUGAAGAUUGAGUUUGGUGUGAAUGUGAAGACUCAAGAGAUUGUCCUCGCUGAUGUGAUCGACAAUGAUUCAUGGAGGCUGUGGCCAGCUGGAGACAGAAGCCAACAAAAAGACAAGCAGGUGUACCGAGAUCUUAAAGAGGUUACACCUGAAGCAAUGCAAAUGGUGAAGAGAAACUUUGAGUGGGUCUCUGAAAGGGUCAAGCUGCUGCUGGAGUCCCAGUCCCGUGGUCGAGUGGUGGUCCUGAUGGGCUCCACCUCAGACAUGGCCCAUUGUGAGAAGAUCAAGAAGGCGUGCACCUCCUACGGGAUUCCCUGCAUCCUGAGAGUCACAUCGGCGCACAAAGGCCCAGAUGAGACACUUCGCAUCAAAGCUGAAUAUGAAGGUGAUGGCGUUCCCACUGUGUUUGUGGCUGUGGCUGGCAGAAGCAACGGCCUUGGUCCAGUGAUGUCAGGAAACACGGCGUAUCCUGUCAUCAACUGCCCACCGCUCACUCCAGACUGGGGAGCGCAAGAUGUGUGGUCUUCCCUACGGAUGCCAAGUGGCCUCGGCUGCUCUACAAUCCUCUCCCCUGAUGCUGCUGCUCAGUUCGCCGCCCAGAUCUUCGGGCUGACUGAUCACUUGGUGUGGUGCAAACUGAGGGCCUCUAUGCUCAACACCUGGGUUUCCCUCAAAGUGGCUGACAAGAAGCUGCAGGCCUGCAGCGUCUGAAGGGCCCACGGAGUCCUGUGUGCUCGCUAACGGUUCACAUCUGUCAUUGUCAUGUCUUUGUUUACCAUGAAAAAUCCAUCUAACUGUAGAUUAAAUCUACAUGUACUUCAUCACACUCGAAAAGCAUUCCAUUAACAAAGAAUUCAUUAAAAAUUUCUUAAUAACUCUU
Sphaeramia orbicularis (orbiculate cardinalfish) is the source of this 3388-nucleotide messenger RNA. RefSeq names its product phosphoribosylaminoimidazole carboxylase, phosphoribosylaminoimidazole succinocarboxamide synthetase (gene paics). The transcript has 15 exons. Lineage: Eukaryota; Metazoa; Chordata; Actinopteri; Kurtiformes; Apogonidae. Bases 16 to 3219 code for a protein of 1067 amino acids. The record is from RefSeq and is a predicted model, not a curated record. Gene Ontology annotation, cellular component: cytosol. Gene Ontology annotation, biological process: 'de novo' IMP biosynthetic process. Gene Ontology annotation, molecular function: phosphoribosylaminoimidazolesuccinocarboxamide synthase activity.